AUCUAUUUCUUGUCAUUUAAUCAAUGUCAUGUUUCAUAAGCAUUGAUCAAAUGUUUCACAGCUUCUUGUACAUUGUACUAUCAUUAUUCAUACACUCCGAUAACAUUGCUAUUCGCUCAUAUCUUGCACCAGAUGAUGAUAACGACAAUAUCGAUGACGGUAAAUGUGAAUUAGUAGGGACGUUCUCGCUUGUAACACAAGCAUUUUUGGGUCUACUUUGCUUAUCUUCCUUGAUAGUAAAGAGAUCUUACGAGUGGCCUGCAAGAAGAACUUGGCCUGUGUGGUUCUUUGACGUUUCAAAGCAGUUGUUGGGGGCGUUGGGAGUACACAUAUUUAAUGUUGCUCUUGCAAUAAUUAAGCUGAAAGAUGACCUUGAUAAUGGACCUUUGACGCCUCCAAAAGGCGAUGAUGACAACAAUGAUGAUGAUCAAUGCAGCUGGUACCUUUUGAACAUUGUGUUUGACUGUACUAUUGGUGUAUAUGUGUUGUAUCUUGUUUUCCGAGCCCUCAACAAGGUAUGCCGAGACUGGUUUCAUAUCACCAACAUCAAGUCGGGAGAGUAUGGAGACCCUAACCGACCUAGUAUCACCGCUUACUGGAAGCAGUUGUCCAUUUACUACAUCUCGUUAAUCAUCACCAAGGGCAUACUAUUUUUGUUUAUGAACAUGUUCGAAGUGCAAUUACUUUGGAUCACUUCUCAUAUUCUUUUGGUGUGGCUUCACGACUAUCCAAACGAGGUGGAAAUUUUCAUGGUUAUGUUCAUGAUACCGGUCUUCAUGAACUGUUUGCAGUUGAUCUUGGUGGAUAACAUCAUCCAAAACCCAUAUUUUAGACUCAAAAAUAAGUUGGAAAUGGAGAAUGGCGAUGAGGAAUCUACGAAUAGCGAUAUAACAAUCCCAAAUGUCCAGGACGUCGACACAGAGCAGAGCAAUAGUGUCGACGAUGUCUCUAGCCAUUUGGCUAACAACAGUAAGUCCAGUUAUGGAACCUUUACGUAAUGGUGAGAGUUGCAUAUUUAUUAGAGUAGCUAACAACAAUAAUAAACCUGAUAAUAGCGUUAUUACAUGUAUUUUCUAUUCUUCUGUGUUUGAUAUGUACAAGGUGAACUUUUCUGGUUAAAUAUUGACAUGUGUGGAAAGAUCUGAGUUUAGGCAAUUUCAAAUCCAUAACCUUUCAUACAAACUUUGUAUUGGCUAAUAAUGGAGUCACACUUUCCACUCUCCUGUCCGUUUUGCAAUAAGCAAGCAUCUCUGAUCUUCUUCUCGUCGAGACACACGCAACAAGGCUUGGGCUUUUCUGUACUUUUGGUUUCUUCAGCCAUGAUUCGCUAGUAAUUAGUAAUGGUGC
Molecule: messenger RNA, 1347 nt
Organism: Yamadazyma tenuis ATCC 10573
Lineage: Eukaryota; Fungi; Ascomycota; Pichiomycetes; Serinales; Debaryomycetaceae
Source: RefSeq, a predicted model, not a curated record